This is a messenger RNA of Dermatophagoides pteronyssinus (European house dust mite), 910 nucleotides long. RefSeq lists its product as uncharacterized. NCBI's taxonomy places the organism in Eukaryota, Metazoa, Arthropoda, Arachnida, Sarcoptiformes, Pyroglyphidae. The record is from RefSeq and is a predicted model, not a curated record.
CCGCCAUCUUUUGGAUCAAUAAUCAAAAAAAAUAUGAGCCAGCAUGUUCACAUGAGAUUUGAUCAAUAUUACUGCAGAUAUUUAUAUUUGGGACAACUGUUGAAAUUAUCUCAAGUGCCUUGACUAAUUCAUUUCUCGGGUGUGCCAAACAAACAAAUCAUCAUGGUAAACACACGAAGUUCGUCACGUAAACGAAAAACUAUCAACAAUGAGCAAAACGAUACUGGUGUUGAUGACACAAAUGCUCAAGACAGUGAUGAAAAAGGAGAACGAACAAAUUGUACAACAAUUGAAACCAAAGAUAAUGAUGAUUACUAUCGAUAUGUGACAUCGUUAGGUCGUGAAGCAAUCAUCAAACGAAUCGAAGAAGGUGAAAAACUCAAAGAACACAUUGGCUAUAUGAUGAAUCCAAGAGCAGUAUGGGAUCAAAAUCCCAGUCAAUAUCGUCUUGAAAUUCCAUUGGAAAAGCAUCCGUAUAAGCAUUUGAAAUUAUUGAUGGAAGCACGACUUGAAUAUGUCAAUUUGAUGCUCGAAUUGAUGGAACUAGAGGAAAAAGAUGAUGAUGUUGCCGAUGCCGAUGACAGUGAUGAUCACGAAAAUGACGAGGAAAAAGAGAAUCAUGACAGCGGUAAACAAAAUUCAAAUGACAGUCGGACAAUAGUUCACUAUUCCAACACCAAAAUUCAGGUUUCAGAAAUUGAUUCGACCAAUAAUCAAGCUUGAGCUUCUAACAUAAAUACACACACAUAUAUUAUCAUCACAACAGAACCAUUUUGCUCAUCUGGUCAUUUGAAUUCUGGUCUUUUUUUUAACACCAACAUGUAAACACAAACAAUCAUCUUUUGCUCAAAAUAAUUUCCUAACAAUCAUAAUAUAGAUAAAUUUAAUUCAUUUGUUGAUGUUUCUGGCA